Molecule: messenger RNA, 1188 nt
Organism: Manihot esculenta (cassava)
Lineage: Eukaryota; Viridiplantae; Streptophyta; Magnoliopsida; Malpighiales; Euphorbiaceae
Product: probable 2-oxoglutarate/Fe(II)-dependent dioxygenase
Exons: 5
Coding region: 48-1118 (356 amino acids)
Source: RefSeq, a predicted model, not a curated record
GUGCCCGUGACGCAACCAUCCAAGGACUUGCAAAACAGAGUGAGAAAAUGGAAGCAAAAGAAGCGGCGAUGGGUGGCUCUCUCCAGGUGCCCAGUGUGCAGGAGCUGGCGAAAGAGCCACUCACCGCAGUCCCAUCAAGAUACGUAAGAUCUCCUCAAGACCUUCCAUACAUAUCUGAUAACUCCCCACCUCCUCCGCUCCCUGUCGUUGACCUGCAAAAUUUGUUUUCUGAAGAAUCUGUGGGUUCUGAAUUGGACAAGUUUCAUUCUGCUUGCAGAGAUUGGGGUUUUUUCCAGCUGAUAAACCAUGGAGUGAGCCUCUCGCUGGUGGAAAACUUGAAACUGGAGGUUGAAAACUUCUUUCAUCUUCCACUGAAUGAGAAGAAGAAAUAUUAUCAAAAAGCUGGAGAUGUUGAGGGGUUUGGGCAAGCUUUUGUUGUGUCCGAGGAACAAAAGCUGGACUGGGCAGAUAUGUUCUUCAUCACUACCCUCCCAGUUCAUUCCAGGAAGCAGCAUUUGUUCCCUGAGCUUCCUCUUCCAUUAAGAGAAACCCUAGAAUCUUACUCUGCAGAGAUGAAAGAUCUGGCAAUGAAACUCAUAAACUUAAUGGCAAAAGCUCUGAGAAUGGAAGCUAGAGAAAUGACAGAAGUCUUUGAAGAAGGAACACAGUCUAUAAGAAUGAACUACUAUCCUCCAUGUCCACAGCCAGAGCUUGUGAUGGGGCUCAACGCUCAUUCAGAUGGUGGAGGACUCACCAUCCUCCUCCAACUCAACCAAAUGGAAGGUCUCCAAAUAAAAAAAGAUGGGAAGUGGGUUUCUAUCAAGCCUCUCCCCAAUGCCUUCAUUAUCAAUAUUGGAGACGCUCUAGAGAUUUUAACAAAUGGAAUGUAUCAAAGCAUAGAGCACAGAGCAACAGUUAACUCGGUGAAAGAGAGACUCUCCAUUGCCACAUUUUACAGCCCUGGGCUUGAGGGAGAAUUGGGUCCAGCUCCAAGUCUCGUAACUCCUCAAACUCCACCAUUGUUUAGCAGAAUCAGAUUUGAAGACUACUUGAAGGGAUAUUUUUCUCGUCAACUCGAUGGAAAAUCAUAUCUUGAUGUUAUCAGGAUUGGAAAAUGAAGGUUUCAAGAUUAUGUUUAAAAUAAAUUACAUCGAAUAUUGUCUAAUCGAUAUCUAAAAUUAAUGCAAA